AUGGCUACUGAUAAUUAUGUUUCUCUGAAUGAUACAUCAGAAGAUCAAAUAGGUAAUGCAGAAAAUGACGUUGGUCCUGACCCUAUAAUUCAUACAUCUUUGGGGAAAAGAAAAAGAGCUAUGGAUUAUGAAGAAAAAUAUCUAUCAGCAUUACCAGAAAGUAAAAAAUAUACAAAAUCAUUUAUGCAUAGGGAUAAUAUACACUCUAUUUGUGUUUCCUCUAAAUAUGACUUUAUAAUUACUACAUCAAUAGAUGGACAUCUUAAAUUUUGGAAAAAACAGAUUUUUGGAAUAGAAUUUGUAAAGCAUUAUAAAGCACAUCUUGGACCUAUCAUUUCUACCAGUAUUUCCACCGAUGGUUCUUUAUUUUCAAGUGUUAGUUCUGAUAAAUCUUUGAAAGUAUUCGAUAUUGCAAAUUUUGAUAUGAUUAAUGAAAUUACUUUAGGAUAUACUCCUUUAGCAUUGUGUUGGGUGUAUUCUAAAAAGCAUGCUAUUGCUUUUUUAGCAGUAUCAGAUGCUUCUUCUUCUUUUAUUAAUAUAUAUGAUGGGAAAGGGGAUUCUAAUUGUAUUUAUGUUAUAAAUAGCCUUCAUACUAAACCUGUCAGCAUUAUAUCUUUUAAUUCUAUAUACAAUUGUGCUAUAAGUGUUGAUGAAAGUGGAAUGAUUGAAUAUUGGGAACCAGAUAGUCAGUAUAAAAAGCCAAAAAAUAUAUUCGAAUUUAAGAGUGAUACAGAUUUAUAUGAAUUUAAAAGAUUAAAAUCAAUGCCCACUUCUAUUACUAUAUCUCCUGAUGGCCAGAAAUUUUCCACUAUUUUGUUUCCAGAUCAACAAAUAAUAAUAUUUAAUUUUAAAACUGGUAAAAUUAUAAGGAAGUAUGACGAAAGUUUGGAUAUGUUUAAUAAAUUGCAGCAGUCUGAUAAAAAUACAUAUAAAUUGGAUGAUAUAGAAUUUGGACGACGUGUUUCUAUGGAAAGAGAAUUAAUAAAUGAUAAAUUUUAUAGAUCAACUUUAAAUACUAUUUUUGAUGAAUCUAGUAAUUUUAUUAUUUAUCCUACUCUUCUGGGUAUAAAAUUUGUAAAUAUUUAUACAAAUUGCUGUGUGCGUUUAAUUGGAAAAGACGAAUCAUUAAGAUUUAUUAAUCUUUCUUUGUAUCAGGGCGCACCUAGAAAGACAAAAAGAACUACGCUUGCUAUGAUUGCAUCCGAAAAUCCAUUAGUUGCUGAAUCUAAAAAUGUAGAUCCUAUUUUGUUUUGUUCUGCUUAUAAAAAACCUCGCUUUUUUAUGUUUACAAAAUCCUAUGAAAGUGAUUUAACCUCUGAAAGAGAUGUUUUUAAUGAAAAGCCGAUUAAAGGUGAUAAUGUAAGUACAGAAAUACGUCUUUCUACUUCUACCGGAACAUCUGCUAUUAUACAUACUACUCUUGGUGAUAUAUGUAUCAGAUUAUUUCCAGAAAUAGCCCCAAAAGCUGUGGAGAAUUUCGUUACACAUUCAAAAAAUGGUUAUUAUGAUAAUACUAUAUUCCAUCGUAUAAUUAAAAAAUUUAUGAUACAGGGUGGUGAUCCUUUGGGCGAUGGAACUGGUGGUAAAAGUAUUUGGGGCGUAGAAUUUGAAGAUGAAAUAUCAUUGGAAUUAAAACAUAAUCACCCAUAUACAGUAUCUAUGGCAAAUGCUGGCCCAAAUACUAAUGGUUCUCAGUUUUUCAUUACCACUGAGUGUACUCCAUGGCUUGAUUCGAAACAUACAAUAUUUGGAAGAGCAUAUUCUGGAUUAGAUGUUAUUCAUGCUAUUGAAUCUAUUAAGGUUGAUAGACAUAAUAGGCCUACUCCUAUUGAUAUUGCGCCUAAAAUUCUUAAUAUAACUGUGCUAUAA
Pneumocystis carinii B80 is the source of this 1869-nucleotide messenger RNA. RefSeq lists its product as hypothetical. Gene Ontology annotation, molecular function: protein binding; peptidyl-prolyl cis-trans isomerase activity. NCBI's taxonomy places the organism in Eukaryota, Fungi, Ascomycota, Pneumocystomycetes, Pneumocystales, Pneumocystaceae. Gene Ontology annotation, biological process: protein peptidyl-prolyl isomerization; protein folding. The coding region runs from base 1 to 1869 and encodes 622 amino acids. The transcript is spliced from 11 exons. The record is from RefSeq and is a predicted model, not a curated record.